ACAAAGAACGAGCAGUUGAACAGCAGCGACCCAGAGAGGGGCCACCGUGAGCUGGAUGAGCUUCUGUCGACCAACGCGACCUGACCAGAGGCUGACUGUGGGGGAAAAGCCACUGCGAAGCGAAUGAAGAAACACCUGAUCUUCCACUUCACAUACAGAGGUCUUUUAACGAAAGGAAAGAAGAGUAAAAGAAGAAAAUGUCGUAUAUAUUACGAAAAGCUGAGCCCAAGGACGUGUCAGAUAUAUUACGACUGGUGAAGGAGCUUGCAAAGUACGAGGAGAUGGAGAGCCAGGUGGCGCUGACGGAGAAGGAUCUCCUUGAGGACGGUUUUGGCGAAACGCCGUUUUACCACUGCGUCAUCGCUGAAGUCCCCGGAGAGGCCAGCAGUGAAGACUCGAACGUGGUGGGAUUUGCCAUGUACUACUUUACUUAUGACCCCUGGGUUGGCAAACAGCUCUACCUGGAGGAGUUCUAUGUGAUGGAUAAGUGCAGAGGGCUGGGCAUCGGUUCUGGAAUCCUGCGACACCUCAGUGAUCUGGCGAUGAAGACGCGCUGCACCGGCAUGAUGUUCGUGGUGGCGGAGAACAACGAGCCUUCGGUCCAGUUCUACAAGCGGCGCGGCGCCGAGGACCUCUCCCAGGAGGAGGGCUGGAGGCUCUUCAGGUUCGACAAGGACAGCCUGGUCAAGAUGGCCACUCCGGCCGAGGAAUGACGGACGCCCAGCAGAGCUGAAGAGGGACAGGAGGAAGCUGAGACCAGAACCGUCUGACCGUCUCGGCUUUUCUCUCCGUUUAGAUGAGAACUCACAAAAUGGGGAAAUGUAUUCAUGUGGUUCUGUGUGUAUUUUACAUUAUUUAGUUUACAAAUAUGUCUGUAACGUAGCUUCAUCCUAAUCUUUUGUUAAGCAGCUUUUUUUUAGUUCAAUAAAAAAGUGUUAAACACAA
Fundulus heteroclitus (mummichog) is the source of this 945-nucleotide messenger RNA. RefSeq names its product diamine acetyltransferase 1. The transcript is spliced from 6 exons. Bases 198 to 713 code for a protein of 171 amino acids. Lineage: Eukaryota; Metazoa; Chordata; Actinopteri; Cyprinodontiformes; Fundulidae. Gene Ontology annotation, molecular function: N-acetyltransferase activity. The record is from RefSeq and is a predicted model, not a curated record.